AUGGACUAUUCAAACAAGAACUUUCCGGCGUUGAAAAACUCGAGGCUGCUUGAUGCUGCAAAUGGAAAAGAUGUGGAUAAAGUGCCAGUAUGGGUAAUGCGACAAGCCGGAAGAUAUUUGCCAGAAUUUCAAGCAGUCCGUGCAAAGCAUGACUUCUUCACCGUCUGUCGGACUCCUGAACUAGCAUGCGAAGUGACCUUACAACCUUUGCGACGAUAUGAUCAUCUUGAUGCAUCGAUUAUAUUCAGUGACAUCCUCGUAAUUCCACAGGCUUUAGGAAUGACUGUUGAAAUGCAUCCUGGACAGGGUCCCGUUUUUCCUAAGCCACUUGCCAGUCCAUCUGAAAUAAAUGAGCUACAAGAAGAAGGUGCUGUUUCUAGACUGUUAUAUGUUGGGCAAGCGAUUACAUUAACAAGGCAUAAAAUUGAGGGAAAAGUACCCUUAAUAGGUUUUACUGGUGCACCUUUUACACUCAUGGGAUAUAUGAUUGAAGGUGGUGGAAGUAAAACUAUGUCUAAAACAAAGGAAUGGUUAGACAAACACUCUAAAGAUGUUCAUAGACUUCUUAGUUUACUUACAAGAGUAAUUAUAGAUUACCUUGUCAUGCAGGUAGAUAGUGGUGCACAAUUAUUACAAGUUUUUGAAUCAAGUGCUGAUCAUCUAAGUAGGGAGCAGUUUGCAGAAGUUUCUGCACCAUAUCUAAAGGAUAUUAGGACUGGUGUACAAAAGAAACUACAAGAAAAAUCUUUAGAACAAGUUCCUAUGACAGUUUUCGCCAAGGGUGGAGGACAUUCUCUGGAUAUUCAAGCUACUAUGGGAUAUGAAACAAUCGGCUUAGACUGGACUGUAGAUCCCGUUGAAGCAAGGAAGGUUGUAGGGGACAACAUAACUUUACAGGGAAACCUUGAUCCUCAAGACCUGUAUAAAUCUCCUGAAGAGAUAAAAAAUCUAACCAAGGAAAUGGUUCAAAAGUUUGGCAAGACAAGGUAUAUUGCUAAUUUGGGCCAUGGGAUUACACCACAAACACCAUUAGAAAGCAUGACUGCUUUUACAGAAGCUGUCCAUGAAGCAUUAUAA
Messenger RNA from Leptosia nina, 1077 nucleotides. The record is from the annotation of a GenBank genome assembly. NCBI's taxonomy places the organism in Eukaryota, Metazoa, Arthropoda, Insecta, Lepidoptera, Pieridae.